AUGGCGCGCACAAGAGCAGCAGCAGCUAAGCUGACAUCCACUGAACCCGUCAAUGUGAACCAAGAGGUCGAGAGUCUAGCAACGGAAGAACACACUGAGGCGGAAGCAUCGGAAAGCCCCAUCCACAGCGAAGAAACGGAAAACAUGCCGCCCAAAACCUUCAAUGGCAAGCUGCAGCAGUUCGGGUUCACCUCCAGCACCAAGGCCUCCGUUGGGACAGCGGCUGUCGGGUCCCUUCCAGCAAAAGGCAGGCUGAAGCGCAAAUUACCACUCAGAGAAGAUGCCGACUUCGCAAUUCGCUCCCCAAGCCCCUCCAAGAAGCGCCGCAGCCCGAGCAAGUACGCCCCACCCUCCAAGUACGCUCAUCUUCCGCUCCUAACCGACAUCCUUGAGCCCAACCUCAUCGCGGUCUUUAUCGGCAACAAUCCCGGCAUUCGCACUGCCACAGCCGGCCAUGCUUACGCACACCCCUCGAACCUAUUCUGGAGGCUGCUGCACUCGUCCGGCUGCACAGAUCGGCGACUGAAGCCGGAAGAGGACGUCGACCUUCCUAGGCUGUACAGUCUGGGUAACACCAACAUUGUGGAGCGGCCUACGAAGGAUGCUGCGGAACUGUCGAAAGCCGAGAUGGCUGCCGGCACGGCGGCGCUGGAGGAGAAGGUCAGGAGGUACAAGCCUGAAGCUGUGUGUAUCGUGGGGAAGGGGAUCUGGGAAGCUAUUUGGAGAUGGAGGUACGGGAAGAACCCCACGGCGGCGCAGUUCAAGUACGGGUGGCAGGAUGAGAAGGAGAACAUGGGCAAAAGUGAGGGCGAAGUCGAAGAGUUAGAUGCUGAGGGCAAAGUCUGGCGCGGAGCUAAGGUGUUCGUGACUACGAGUACUAGUGGGCUGUCUGCUUCAACACGGCCGGCCGAGAAAGAGGCCAUAUGGAGGCCUUUUGGCGAGUGGGUUGAGAAACGGCGAGCCGAGCGUCUGACGUUACAAGCAUCGAAAGCAGAGUGA
Coniosporium apollinis CBS 100218 is the source of this 999-nucleotide messenger RNA. RefSeq lists its product as uncharacterized. NCBI's taxonomy places the organism in Eukaryota, Fungi, Ascomycota, Dothideomycetes. The coding region runs from base 1 to 999 and encodes 332 amino acids. The transcript has a single exon. The record is from RefSeq and is a predicted model, not a curated record. Gene Ontology annotation, biological process: base-excision repair, AP site formation. Gene Ontology annotation, molecular function: mismatch base pair DNA N-glycosylase activity.